Helianthus annuus (common sunflower) is the source of this 640-nucleotide messenger RNA. Its product is annotated as stigma-specific STIG1-like protein 2. The coding region runs from base 79 to 477 and encodes 132 amino acids. NCBI's taxonomy places the organism in Eukaryota, Viridiplantae, Streptophyta, Magnoliopsida, Asterales, Asteraceae. The transcript has a single exon. The record is from RefSeq and is a predicted model, not a curated record.
AUCCUUUUAUUCAUAAUAAACCAUAAUCUCUACACCAACCCUUCUGAAAAAUCUUUCUAACCGAUCCCAUCAAUCACCAUGAAGAUUAUGCAAACAAUCUUCUUGGUAGCCAUCACCAUCACCAUUACCUCCACCAUCACCACCACCUCCCCAACAUCUCCGGCAACCACAAGGCCCAUUAGCCGGUUCCUUGCGGACCAACAACCAAACCCUAGAGCCGCAGAUCACUGCAACAAAGACGAUGAGAUUUGUUAUGUUUUGGAAGGUAAAAACUCGACUUGUUGUAACAACAAGUGCAUGGAUUUGAGUGAGGAUAAACAUAACUGUGGAGCCUGCAAGAAGAAGUGCAAGUUUACGAACUCGUGUUGCGAUGGAGGGUGUGUGAAUUUGGCUUAUGAUAAGAGGCAUUGUGGGUCGUGUGGAAACAAGUGCAUGCCUGGUGGUUAUUGCAUAUAUGGUCUCUGCAACUAUGCUUAAUUGGUUAAGUUCAUAUUAUUCUUCGAUCUGGAUAUUGUUUCGGUCUCUAAUUAAUUCAUGCAUGUUUGUAUUAAUAAUUAUUAAUGUUAAAUUCUCACGCUUAACAUGAAAAGUGUUGUUUAUUCUUACUUUAUACUUGUAAUAAAUUUUGUAAUUUUGCUCA